UUCUGCCCGGCUUCUCAGUCCGGUGACGACGAUGAUGCGCUGACCUCGUGUGUCGCAUACGCCGACUACCUCAAAGUUAGUGAAGCCUCUAGCUCGUGUUUUGCUUUGUUGAUCCUCGCUGUUGUUUGAUUUUUGCCUCUGGUGUGUAUUAACUCUCAAUCGUGCCUUGUGAUAAAUAAUUGCGUAGGGACGAGAUCUCUUUUGUGUGCGAUACGAUCACAGCUUUUAAUUUUGUCCGGAGUCUCACGCAUAAUAUACCGAUGCGCAUCAGGUGAUACGGCAUCGCAGAAUACAGGAGAGCCGAUCGAAAUAAUAUUCGAGCAAGCCAACGUCGUUAACGAAGAGCGAAGAUGCGGAAGUUUAUUGCCCUCUUGACAAUCGCCGGCCUCUUGGGCUCGAGUUGCGCCGAUUUCGAGGGUCGACCGCACAUCAUCGUCUUCAUGGCCGACGACUUGGGCUGGAACGACGUGGGCUUCCACGGCGCGACGCAGAUCCCCACGCCGAACAUCGACGCUCUCGGCUACAACGGAAUCAUCCUCAACAAGCACUACGUCCUGCCCUCAUGUUCGCCCACGCGGGCGGCUUUUCUCACUGGGAAAUAUCCCAUCAGGAUGGGGAUGCAAGGCGCCGGUAUCGCAGGUGGAGAACCACGAGGACUGCCCGUACACGUGCAAACGUUGCCCGAGUACUUGCAGGGGCUGGGUUACGAGACGAAUCUCAUUGGAAAGUGGCACGUGGGCUACCACACGCCCAAACACCUUCCCAAUCGACGAGGUUUCGACUACUUCUACGGCUUCUACAACAGCCACAUUGGUUACUACGAUUACCGAUACAGUCAAGGAAACAUGAGCGGCUUCGACAUGCACAUAAACGGAGAGACGGCUUACGGCACCGAUGGCGUGUACGCGACCGAUCGCUUUACCCAAGCGGCUAUCGACGUUAUUUACCGACACGAUCUCGAAAGUCCGAUGUAUCUGCAAGUGUCGCAUCUGGCCCCACACGCGCCCAUGGACGUUCCCUUCGAAGACAAUCCCUACGACGACGAGUUUAGACACAUCAGUGAACCCAAACGGCGAGCUUACGCAAAGAUGGUAGCCAGGCUGGACGACUCGUUGGGACGAAUAGUCUCGUCACUGGGCGACAGGGGAAUGCUAAAGAAUUCCGUCAUCGUCUUCAUGAGCGACAACGGCGGAGCUACGAUCGGCAAGUUCCGCAACUGGGCAUCCAACUGGCCACUCAGAGGGACAAAGUACACGCUGUUCGAGGGCGGAGUGCGCAGCGUGGCCGCGAUGUGGUCGCCGAAGUUGCUGAGCAAAGGUCGCGUCUCGGAGCAGCUGUUCCACGUGACCGACUGGCUUCCGACCUUGUUCCAGGUCGCAGGUGGCGACAUGAGGGAUCUCGGACCGAUCGACGGCGUCAGCCAGUGGGACGUGCUGAGUAUCGGUACCGGUAAUGUGCGCGACAAGAUACUACUCAACAUCGACGAGUACACCCAAACCGAGGCCGCGAUAGACAAGCGGUUCAAAAUCGUCAGAGGUAAAAAUCGUUUUCGGCAUUAUAAGAAAACAGCAUAUAAUAACCAAAGUAUACAAUAUAAUACCGUGUAUGUUUCAGGCUCGCUUUACCACGGCUACUACGACAACGUGGAAGGCGAAAUCGGUCGAGGUCACAAGAACCCGAUGUACAACACGAGCAGGAUCCUGAAGUCCGCCGUGUCCGAUGCUAUACGCGAACACCUCGGCGUGCCGGUCACCCAAGAGAGCGUCAUGUGGGAGCUACAGAGACAGGCGACCGUACUUUGCCGACCUAACAUGACCAACAUGCAGUACACGAGCAGAUACACCCUGCCAUCCUGCAAUCAGACCGCUUGUCUCUUCGAUCUCGGCAUCGAUCCUUGCGAGACCAACAAUGUCGCCAAGAGUUAUCCAGCGCAACUGCAAGAGCUGGAGCUCUUCCUCGACAAGUACAGCAACCUCCUGACGCGACAGAUCAGGAUGCCGGUGGACUACAUGGCAGACCCCCGUCGCUGGAACUACACGUGGCAGCCGUGGCUCAUAAUGGAGGAUUACGAAUACACGAACGCCGCAGCUGCACUGGGAACACUUGCGGUUUGCGCUCAUCUGGGUCUGUUGUUCAUCAUCGUGGGACUACGAGCCUUUAUUUGACUUCAGGAUCACCCGGAGGUUGCCCGCCGAAUACGGUGUUGCAGUGUCGAGGCCAACCCGGAGUCGAGCCGUCGCGUCGAGGAACAAUCGAGGGAUCAACCUCGCUGAACAAAGAUAUAAUUAUAAGCGAUAGAGGCUUACACUUGUUUGAAAAACUGUCGUCACUUGUGUAGAGGAGGAAAAGACGACACAGUUAUGUAAUCCGUCCCGUGAUUAGGUUUAAGGAAUUUUACGCUCUCUAUAUGAUUGUGCGGUAAAUGUAAAAAAAAACCUUCAGGGGCUUAUAAAGAACAGUGUGUUUAGAGGUUUGUCGCCGCAUUUAACAGCCACGUGCUGAAAUAAAAAUAUUAUAUUUAUGAUUCAAAAUUAGACUAGAUGUAUUCGGUUUCGAUAAGAGAGCAAACACGAUCUUCCUUGGCCUGUUUUUUUUUUUAAUUCGCACGCAUGGCCCCUAAAUGCUACUGUUUUUACUAUAUGGCUACUUUUGAGGUAGAACGUAUAAUAGAAGUUUUUUCUAAUGCGUGUAGUUUACAGUCAGUGUUGUAUAGGAUAAGUUAAGUCCAAUAAAAAUGCAUGCAAAAUUAUAGUUUUUAGAAACCAAAAUAACGUCGUGCUUGUAACAUUGGCAUGAAAUUCUUCGGAGUCGAUCAAAUUUUUUGCAAGAUUUCUGAUCGUAUUAAUUUAUUAAGUUAUGCUUUAAAAUUUAGCUUUAAAUGUAUAAAUUUGUAGCUCUGGAAUAUCUUUACGAAUUACUUAUAUUCUAGCCUUUUUUAGAACAAUUUUUUACAGUGCGUUCGGGUCACUAUUGUUUGCGUUUAUACCAUGUAAGUUUAUAUAGUUUCAUUGCUUGUUUAUGAGUGGCAGAAAAAAUCACAAUUUAUCAUGUUUAGAUUUUUGAGAUUCCCAUACUCAAGACAAAUAUAUGAUUCUUGAAUUUUUAACGCAAGUAACAGUUAAUUUGUUAGAACUCUUGCACAUUUGAUUUAGCUUUAUCAAAUAAAAAGACAUAGCAUUUAGUAACAAGUGUACAUUUCUUGUAUUAUUAUUUUAUAUUUGUUUAAUAAAAACAUGUAUAUUAUUCCGAA
Messenger RNA from Nasonia vitripennis (jewel wasp), 3250 nucleotides. RefSeq names its product arylsulfatase B. The record is from RefSeq and is a predicted model, not a curated record. The coding region runs from base 351 to 2165 and encodes 604 amino acids. The transcript has 8 exons. Lineage: Eukaryota; Metazoa; Arthropoda; Insecta; Hymenoptera; Pteromalidae.